AUUUUCAGCCAUCCCGCGCACGAUAGGACUCUGCGGGUACCAAAGGCAGCUAGGCCUCAUUUCGUCAUUCCAAGAGCCAGAGGGUGAGAUGGGCGGUCAGGUACGCUACGGUUAACCCAGCCACGGGGCCUCCCAGCUGCCAGGAAAACAUCUCGGGAAAAAGAUUACCCCAUAGAUUACCCCAUCGCUUGCCCCGUCGCAAGCAAAAAACUCUCAGAGGGGUGUCCAAAUCCCCAAUAACUUGGUUCCUGCUGUUACAAAGGGCCUCACCGAUGACAAUCGUUGGGCACGAUAGACGAUAUAUUCCCGAUAUUUUCCGAACUUGGGCCGGCCCAAGUUUACCGGCUUCGAAAGCGAGUUACCUCUCUGGAUGAGCCCGUUGUUCAUCAAAGUGCACGAAAAUGCAUGCGCCCUGAUGAUUUAAAUUUCCAAGGAUUCAAAGGCGGAAUAAAUGAAGGGGGAGGAAAUAGUACUCGAAUAGAAGGCCCCGGGCAGGAGUACCGUGUAUCAUAGCUGACGAUUUUCGGGUGUGAUAUAUGCAUCAAGCUGCCGAGAUGUGGACUCGUGAUGGUGAUCAGAUGCUUGUUGGGCAGGCGUGGGUUGCCGGUGUCGACGGUAAAUGUCCAAAAGCUCCAGGUUUCGGCAACGGCUUCCCUUCGGGAAAGAUAAAGAAGGCUGAGUAAUCUGGACAUUGUUCCGCCCUCGCAUACUCGUACUCCUACACUUGAGUUCAGCCGCGUCCGUAAAGUUCUCAUACCAUUCCUUGUGCCUCGAGAACCGCACUUAUCAAUAGGGGAACGGCGAGAUAACAAUCUUCCUCCGUGUCCCUGGGGAUUAUUACACCGUGGACUCUUAUCUCAGUUUUUUUCCGUCUUUUCUGCUGGGCGAUGAAAAAUAUAGGGUUAGCGAAGCCCUUCCAAAGUCUGGGGGUAUGAUAGCUGGGAGGGAAUGAGAAUUUUAUGGAUGCGGCUGUACUUGACUUUACCGGUACCGUACCCGGUAAACCUCCGUGCGGCGAAUGUCUCUCGCCGAGCUCUUGACCCGUCACCCACCUACUCGCAGACAUCUCGGUUUUUUUCUCCCCCGACCGCUCAUUUGAGCAGAGAGGUCCCCAACUUGUCCCUGCAUCUAUAUAACCCCCCUCCCCCCCCCUUUCUUCCCCAACCUCUUGUCAAUUUCCGGGUUAGCAUUGGACCGUACAUAUUCGAACUUGCAACGAGAUAAGGAAGCUAUGACUUUUCACUUGACAACACCAAGCCCGUGCAACUCGACACCCAGCAGCUCGACCACCAACAGCACGCCCGCACACGGAAGUCCCCAACACGGUUCACCAACUCAGUCAAGCUUUCCCACUUACGAUGGCCCUGGAGAAGAUGGCAAUUUGGUUGCGGAGAGCAGGGUUUUAAUAGUCAUGACAGGUAUCAUACUCUCGUCCCAACCGCGUUCAUUUUUUCUCCGCCCUGCGGACGACACUUUUUGCUAACUCCUCAUCCUGCCCAUUAACAGGGGGGACAAUAUGCAUGCGUAUGGGAAAGGACGGUUACGUUCCUGUAAGUCUCCUGUUUCCCUUUUUCUUUUUCUUGCCGCCCAGCGGAAAGUACUUUGGGGGAUGGUGUUGCGUCAUGGCAACCUGAGUUUGGAAUUCGCGAAUGAGCUGCUCCAGAACAAUUGCUGCUGUUCCAUGGGCCCUGUGGAGAGGCACAUGUCACUUGACAAGGCUGUGAGCUGGGCAUGUGAAGCUUAGAACUCCUGAUGGCUACACAAGGCUAAUACCCGGCUGUAUAGGCCACUGGUUUUCUGGAUACCUACCUCAGGCCCAGACCGUCUUUCAAUGAUGGUUCGCCCGCUAAAUAUCUUCCUGUCAUGACUAAUGACGAGACGGAAGUGAUGCUCGAAUCUUUGCGUGAGUUUCACAAUUUAACCUGCUACUGUGUGGGCUAUUGUGGAAGAGCUCGGGCCUAACGUGAAUGCAUCACAGGUACCCCCCCAUCCAAACAUGCCCGCCGUAUUCGAUACGCAAUUCUUGAAUUCAAUCCCCUCCUCGAUAGUUCGAGCAUCAACGCCAAGGGCUGGGGCGAGAUUGCAAAAUCGAUAAAACGUAAGUCGCAGCCAUUCCAAAUUUCUCGAGAAUAUCCUAAUAGGUUCCAGGAAAUUAUAAGCUUUUUGAUGCGUUUGUGAUAUUGCAUGGUACCGAUAGCUUGGCUUACACAAGCUCCGCCCUGAGUUUUAUGAUCAGUAAUUUGGGAAAAUCAAUUAUCCUAACGUGAGCCCCGUUUCCCCACUUCUUAACUCAACUACUCACCCUUGGCUGUGCUUUAAAGAGGAUCCCAAGCACCAAUGGCCGAACUCCAUAACGAUGCUACAGACAAUCUUCUCGGAAGUCUCAUUAUUGCUGGCCAUUACAUGGUACCCGAGGUUUGCCUUUUCUUUAAUCAUAGGCUAUUCCGCGGAAAUCGGUAUUUCAUAUUAUCCCUUAUCCUACUUCUUUCUUCUCUGUUCUAACCUUUUUUAGAGCCACGAAAAGUAAUGCUCACGAUUUCCGUGCAUUUUCAUCUCCGAAUUUCAACUCCCUCGGAAAGGUUGGAAUAUCCACAAAUAUAAACUGGAAUUUGGUCAACCGUCCCUCUACCCUUGCACCGUUUUCCGUACAGACAAGUCUAUCCACAGCCCAUGUCGCUUGUUUGCGAAUCUUCCCUGGUAUUCUUCCCGAGAUGAUUGAAGGCAUCUUGGCGUUAGAAAACCUGAAGGGAUUAGUCCUCGAAACCUUCGGAGCGGGCAAUAUGCCUGAAGACGAGCGGCUGAUGGCUGUGUUGAAGAAGGGGGUUGAUAAUGGAAUUGUCAUUGUCAAUGUGACCCAAUGUGAGCAAUCAAUUUGGAGGUUCAUAGCGGCAUGCAUUAUGCGACUGACCGAUUCUUAGGCAUAACCGGAAGUGUCAGUCCCCUUUAUGCUUCUGGCACUGCAUUAGCCAGAGCCGGCAUUGUUUUUGGGCUAGACAUGACCACCGAAGGUAUCCCGCUUCUUUCUAUUCUUUUCUUUUUUUUAUCCCGUUUCUUCACCUCCGCCACGGAACUCUUGGCCUGGAUUUGUUCCGUCCACCGGUUCCGGAGAUUGCUCCUCGUCGUUUGACUAGAGAUUAGUUCAUCCGUCUCGUUAUUGCUUUUUCCCUCGCUUCCUGACACCUCCUGGCGUGCUUAUUUAAACGUCGUUUCUUACUCCACCGGAAAGCAUUAUGGGGACCAUCGAGUUAACAUGUGAAAUAUUUAAAUUCUAGCUGCGCUCACGAAGCUUUCUUGCCUUUUGGCGAAACCCGAACUCACUGUGACUGAUAUUCGUCGACAGAUGUCCUUAUCCUUACGAGGCGAGCUAACGGAACAAGCUGCUACUAUCUUUUCACACCCGAACUCGUUGCUACCACCGAAGCUCUCACGGUUGACCGCUUUGGCCUAUGCCAUAAAGAAAGGGGACCAAAAGAGCAUUUCAUCCGUAUUGAAGGAAUCAAACGAGUUUUUGCUGAAUGAGUUUGAUUACUCCGGGAACACACCGCUAGUUAGUACUCUAUUCCUUUGUUACGCCGACUUCCCACCCCCCCAUUUUAUAAAGCCAUCACGGCGUCGAAGGCCGUCUCUCGGCACUGUAAUAUCUACGUGUUUUCCUCUUUGGUUUUUACGACGAUCUUUUUCACGAUCAAUGUCGUCACUUGCGCCCCUAGCCGAUUACCACAUGACUCUAGUUUUACUAUCGUCCAGCCUCCCGCCUGGGAUGGAUAUCGUUACCGUUAUUUGCUUACCCUCGUUUUCCUUUUUUUUUUCCCUCUCUUUCUAACGAUCAGCGUUCAAUUAGCAUUUGGCCGCCACGUGCCGUAGUAUCGACAUACUCCGUGACUUUCUCUCACAAGGAGCUUCGGUUCACUUGCGUAACGGAGAUGGCAGAACACCCCUAUUUCUGGCAGCCGAUGCAGGUAUUGAAGCCAACGUUUCUUUACUAAGGGAGAGUGGGGCGCAUCUACACACUGAAGAGGUGGGAUACGCUAAACUAAAGCUGAAAACCCUCAAAUGGGAUAAAGCCAGUGGACCUGACCGGUUUACCAAAACUACCAAACAAAGAUGUUGGGAGCUUGCAGGUCCCUCAUGAGGUAUAGCGUUGCUCUCCCAGGGGCCGAUAGCCUUGUUCCUUGAAUUUUUUCGUGUUUUUUCCCAGACAAAUCCUUAUCACUCGGCAUCGAUAUCUCCAUUCCCCGCCCUCCCUCAUUGUUACUUUCUCCACUCUUCCUCCCGCAAUCCUUGCGUACAGCGAACUUAGUGGUCGGAAAUGUCGACUGCACAGGUGUGCCAAUCUCCAAACAGUUGAUCUGACGGAUAAACCAGGUGUUAUACCCGGAACCAUGCACCUUACCCCGCUGUCGAUGACAAAGGCGGCCGGUCAGAGGGCACCAUCAAGGUGCGUAUACCGAGCAAACUGAUGGCACUUUUUCCAUUUCCUUGCUUUGUUUCCUCUUUCCUUUUUCCGAAAAAAUAUAGAUAGAUAGAAUUUUCAUAAUCUAGGGUUUUUAGAGGAAAAUAAAGUUAUGAUCUUAUUUGAAAAAGCCGACGGGUGGGGGAGUGAAGAGAGGGUUGGUACAAAUUGGCCGCAUGAUUUGAAAAUCUUCUGGGAAUCGUGAUCGAAGCCGAAGGGAGAAGAUCAAGGAUUUCGAAAUUUGAUAGCCGUAGUAUAGUGAUGACUGCAAGAGAUUAUUGGAAUGGUUAAUGGGUGGAUGUUUGUUUGACGGUUUUGGGUGGAUCGUCGGGGGAACAAGUUUUUCGACAUGACGAUUCACGAUUCCUCCGUAACCCACGGGAUCCCACUCCUUUUGUUUAUUCACAGCACAUGGGGUAGUUCUCUGGAGGGGCCAGGUCCCACGUAUCAUAUUUUUAAAAAGGUGUUACCCAUGGCAAUAUAAUGAAGGUAAGCUACGAGUACAAGCCUAUUUAUUGGCACUGACGUUAAUACAGAUUCGGACCGUGCAACCCCGACCUUACACUUUUUUGCCCUCUCUUUACGAGUGUAUAACCAAUAUUGUGGUUUUCUCCGCGGAGGGCGGGGAUACAAGCAACAUACGGUCUGCCCAUCUCCGCGAUGAGAGAAGGAUUGGAAGUAGAGUGAGCAGAGCCGGGUGCUUAAUGGGUGGCUACUUUAUGUACAUUGCCUGAUUGAUGCUCGGUUGGGGUUCCAAUGUGCACGGUCCCUGUGGGGUUGAUUUUGAAUUUUUUUUCUCUCGAGGGUUUUGACGAAUGACUUGAAGCACUACGGUAAAGCAGGUGCUAUUGUGGUAUGAUAUUGGCGAUUUCUAAGUACAGUGCCGGUAUACAGAGCUGAGAUAACAAAAGUCUGCCACGGAUCCGAAGACACUUCCUUCGCAUUAAUAUGAGAGAACCGUAUCAGUUUUGGGCGCCUUACUGUACAAUACUCUUACAUUGUGGUGCAGCGAGAGGGCUGGCUUCGUUUUUUUUUUUCGUUUUUUUCGAAUUUCCUUUUUCCUUUUUCCUUCUUUCUUUCCUUUUGGUCGGUAGAGUCUUCCGAGCUUCUGUAACAUCUUCAAUUGUACCGGCAUGCGGGC
This is a messenger RNA of Tuber aestivum (summer truffle), 5594 nucleotides long. Lineage: Eukaryota; Fungi; Ascomycota; Pezizomycetes; Pezizales; Tuberaceae. The record is from the annotation of a GenBank genome assembly.